This is a messenger RNA of Terrapene triunguis (Three-toed box turtle), 379 nucleotides long. Its product is annotated as plexin-A3-like. The record is from RefSeq and is a predicted model, not a curated record. The transcript has 2 exons. The annotation marks the transcript as partial. Lineage: Eukaryota; Metazoa; Chordata; Testudines; Emydidae. Gene Ontology annotation, cellular component: semaphorin receptor complex. Gene Ontology annotation, molecular function: semaphorin receptor activity. Gene Ontology annotation, biological process: positive regulation of axonogenesis; regulation of GTPase activity; negative regulation of cell adhesion.
GGCAGGAACCUGAUCCCGGCGGCCGCCGGGGGGGCCCGUCUGAACUACACGGUGCUGAUUGGGGGGGAGCCCUGCGCCCUGACGGUGUCAGAGACCCAGCUGCUCUGUGACUCGCCCAGCCAGACAGGGGAGCAGCCAGUCACGAUCCUGGUGGGGGGCCUGUCCUUCUCUCCCGGCUCCCUGCACAUCUACCCCGAGGCGGCCCUGCCCCUGGGGGCGCUGGUGGGGCUGGGCGUGGGGGGGUCCCUGUUGCUCCUGGCCAUUAUCGGGGUGCUGGUCGCCUACAAGCGCAAGACCCGUGACGCCGACCGGACCCUCAAGCGGCUGCAACUGCAGAUGGACAAUCUGGAGUCACGGGUUGCGCUGGAGUGCAAGGAGG